Messenger RNA from Fomitopsis serialis, 919 nucleotides. RefSeq lists its product as uncharacterized. The transcript is spliced from 23 exons. The record is from RefSeq and is a predicted model, not a curated record. Lineage: Eukaryota; Fungi; Basidiomycota; Agaricomycetes; Polyporales; Fomitopsidaceae. The coding region runs from base 31 to 882 and encodes 283 amino acids.
CGUCCACCUUGAUGAUACCCGCCCCCAACGAUGUUUAUGCCGACGCUCAGUCUGCCUAAUCAAGUCCUGAAUGAGACCAUUGGAGCGUUGUUAUUGAGUGCAAUCGUCGGUGGCAUUCUCCAGGGGGUUACCAGUUGCCAGACAAUCGUCUACUAUGUGAGAAGCCAGUCGGACCCAGUCAUUGUGAAGUCACUCGUUUUUCUCGUCUGGCUAUUGAACGCCCUCCACACCUUCCUGGUCACUGAUACUGUGUACACAUAUACCGUGCGUGGCCGCAGUGACCCAUUGGCAUUGGACAAACUACCUUGGAUGGCAUCGGUGAUAAUUCUAGGGAAUGUCAUUGGCGAUCUCGGAGUAAAAGGCAUAUUUUCAUACCGCGUAUGGAAGUUAAGUCGACAAUGGUAUCUGGGUGUCCUCAUUAUGACCGGUGCACUUGUGACAUUCGCGUUUGGGGUUUUCACGAUGAUCAGGUUGAUCAUUUCUCCCUAUUCUCAUCCAGACCCAGUGAGCACGUACGGGACGCUGAGCGCGCUGGCUGCCUCCGAUAUUCUCAUGUCGGUCAUCCUUGGAGUCGUGAUCUGGAAGCAUCGUUCAGUGUUCCCGAGCGUUAACCGGGUGUUGCGCAAGGUUGUCUUAUACAGCGCGGAGACGUCCUUAGUGACUAGCGUGGGAUCUUUCAUCGGAUUGCUCCUCUACGCCACGCUCCCUAACGCGCUUGUGUACAUGGCAGUGUUCUGGACACUGCCCUACCUCAUUCUCGGCUCUGUGUUAUUCGCGUUGAACGCCAGAGAGUCGCUGCGAGCGAAAAACACUGUUGGAACAUAUGAGGGUAUUGGGCAUGUCAUGGCCAUGGACUACAUCACCCGAAACUGGUUAUAUUGAGGAUCGAAAUAGGGCGUGAGGUGAUGAGCCGUCAGCG